AUGCCCCUGCAAGCCCCCGGCCCUCGCCUGGCCCGGAGCUCCGCGGGCUGCAGCAGAUUUCCGCUGUCCAGCAGCCUCCUCUUGCCCCGGGCUGCCCAGGGCCUGGCGGCGGAGGCUGGCUUACCUCCCAGCCGCUCUUUCAUGGGCUUUGCUGCCCCCUUCACCAACAAGCGAAAGGCGUACUCAGAGCGUAGGAUUAUGGGGUACUCAAUGCAGGAGAUGUUUGAAGUGGUGUCCAAUGUCCAGGAGUAUCGCGAGUUUGUGCCCUGGUGUAAGAAGUCUUUGGUGGUAUCUAGCCGCAAAGGUCACCUGAAGGCCCAGUUGGAGGUUGGCUUUCCACCUGUCAUGGAACGUUACACCUCUGCUGUUUCCUUGGUCAAACCUCACAUGGUCAAGGCUGUGUGCACUGACGGCAAGCUCUUCAACCACUUGGAGACCACCUGGCGAUUCAGCCCUGGCAUUCCUGCCUACCCCCGAACUUGCACUGUGGACUUUUCGAUUUCCUUUGAAUUUCGGUCUCUGCUGCACUCCCAGCUGGCCACCAUGUUUUUUGAUGAGGUCGUCAAAAAGAACGUUGCUGCCUUCGAGCGCCGGGCAGCUGCCAAGUUUGGUCCAGAAACGGCCAUCCCCCGUGAACUGAUGUUUCAUGAGGUGCACCAGACUUGAGGCGAAGGAUUGCUUCUUAGCCUCUCCUUCCGCGUCUCCCCCUUAUUUAUUUCAGUUGACUCCUGCAUCUGUCUGAGAGAUGUCUGUGUUCGUAUUACUAUCUCCCAGAAAUUGUUGGCUGGAAAUGCUGGGGCAAAGAAAAAGCAGGGGGAGGGCAUGACUCCAGGAAGGGUGGAGCAGCCUUGUGCCUUCUCACAAGCUUCAGGAGGACUGUGAGUGGCCUCUGGGCCCAGCAAGGUUCCUGAAGGUCUGACCAGGGAUAGUAACUUCUAAAGGAUUGGCUCAAUUGAGUACCUCUGACAAGAGAUACUAAUUUGUGCUUGCCUGAGAUGCAUCAGAAGAAACCUGAGAUUUGCCCCCCAGCUUGAGACCCCUAUGACCUCACUGUAAUUAUAUAUCCAUGCUGCCUGGUGCGUGGAGAGCAAAGGCCUCGUGUUUUAACCAGCAGUGCCAACGGGGUGAGGAGAAAACACCGAAGAGUUGUAUUCUUGGGUUGCACUUAUUCUUCCACUUGGCCUAACUUUUUACAAAUGUCAAUAAAUUUUGAUGGUGUGGGUGUGAAUUUGGCUUAAUAC
This is a messenger RNA of Condylura cristata (star-nosed mole), 1241 nucleotides long. RefSeq names its product coenzyme Q10 homolog A (S. cerevisiae) (gene COQ10A). The record is from RefSeq and is a predicted model, not a curated record. Gene Ontology annotation, cellular component: mitochondrion. NCBI's taxonomy places the organism in Eukaryota, Metazoa, Chordata, Mammalia, Eulipotyphla, Talpidae. Gene Ontology annotation, biological process: ubiquinone biosynthetic process; cellular respiration. The coding region runs from base 1 to 666 and encodes 221 amino acids. The transcript is spliced from 6 exons. Gene Ontology annotation, molecular function: ubiquinone binding.